Molecule: messenger RNA, 4484 nt
Organism: Cynara cardunculus var. scolymus (artichoke)
Lineage: Eukaryota; Viridiplantae; Streptophyta; Magnoliopsida; Asterales; Asteraceae
Exons: 13
Coding region: 1024-4041 (1005 amino acids)
Biological process (GO): protein ubiquitination
Cellular component (GO): CCR4-NOT complex
Molecular function (GO): RNA binding; ubiquitin-protein transferase activity
Source: RefSeq, a predicted model, not a curated record
CGCGUUUCCAUAGGCUUUGUGGCUCUCUCUCUCCUCUCUCUCUCUCUCUCUCUCUCUCUCUCUCUCUCUCAUCCUCUUCGCUUCUCCAUCUACUCUCUCUCUAUCGUUGAUCCAUCGCCCAACUGUAAGUCUUUGAUCUCAAUUUGUUUAUCGAUUGAUUUGUUGAUAGAUCUUCGUUGUUUUUAUUUUUUCUGGUUUCGAUUGGAGAUCCCUAAUUUUUGAUUUGCCUGACCGUAUUUUCAAUCAUAUUUUAUUUAUUUAUUAUUGUAGUUUAAUGUUCUUGAUUGUGAUUCAUAUUCAUGUUAUGAUGAGUUAACAUAGAUGCUAUAUCUAGGUUAUUUCUUGCAGCUUUAUUUGAGCUUGAUCGAUAAAAAAUUAGUUGUGGAUUCGUACCUGUUCGGGAGAUUUGGUUUCGCAGAGUUUUUCCGAUUUGAUUUAACUAUUGGUAGAUGUUACUUAGUGAUUUUUCGGUCAUUUUAAUAACUUCUCGUUGAAUCAGUGGUAGAUUUACCAAUGAAUAGGGUUUUAUGGAUUUGAUUUGGGGAAAUAGCUAGCGAGUCUUCGCCUUUCGGUUGUAUCUCUACUUUUUAAUUAUUUUGUUUUUAGCUUUUGUUAUUUCCUUCAAUUUGUGAUAUGGUUUGCGUUGAUGGUUUCUUAAAAAUCUCUAUCAAUGCGUAUGCAAUAUAUGAAGUUGGUUGCUGAAAUAGAAUAAAAUAUUGUUUCCUGUGCUGAAAUUUCAUGGUUCCGACUCGGAGCACCUUUUCGGGAUUAGGUAAGUGUGCCUGAUCUAGGUUUGUUGAUGAAUAAGAGAAACUUUUAUUCUUUCAAAUAUGUGCUUAUAUUUGGAGUAUAACUGUUAUGUGGUUUAUGUUGGUGCCCAUAUCACUUAGCAGCUUGUCUUGUUCGAGAUAGGUAAAAUUGCAAAUUGUUAGCAUGCAUAUUCAUUUAUGCCUGUUAGAAUUGGGGUAGUAUGUUAUUUGCAAUUUUGUUUAUAUUGAGCUGCUUGUGUUUUUUAAGGCAACCAUGAGUGAUGAAGGAGAAAAGACUUGUCCACUUUGUGCUGAAGAGAUGGAUUUGACAGAUCAGCAGCUGAAGCCUUGCAAAUGUGGCUAUGAUAUUUGUGUUUGGUGCUGGCACCACAUCAUAGAUAUGGCUGAGAAGGACGAUACAGAAGGGAGGUGCCCAGCAUGUCGUAACCCUUAUAACAAGGAAAAAAUAGUGGGGACAGCAUCGAAGUGUGAAAGAUUGAUGGUUGAAAUGAAUGUGGAGAAGAAACACAAGUCACAGAAGGGAAAAACUAAAACUUCUGAAGGUAGAAAGCAGCUUACCAGUGUGAGGGUUAUUCAACGGAACCUUGUCUACAUUGUGGGACUGCCUCUGAAUCUAGCAGAUGAAGAUCUUCUGCAGCGGAAAGAAUAUUUUGGUCAGUAUGGGAAGGUACUAAAGGUUUCCAUAUCUCGGACAGCAGCUGGUGCCAUUCAACAUUUUGCAAACAAUACUUGUAGUGUAUAUAUUACUUACUCGAAGGAGGAUGAAGCGGUUCGAAGUAUACAAUCAGUACAUGGGUUUGUCUUGGAGGGUAGACCUUUGAGAGCAUGUUUUGGGACCACAAAGUAUUGUCAUGCAUGGCUGAGGAAUAUGCCUUGCACCAAUCCUGAUUGCUUGUAUUUGCAUGAGUUUGGAUCUCAAGAGGACAGCUUCACGAAAGAUGAAAUAAUAUCAGAAUAUACAAGGGGUAGAGUUCAGCAAGUCACUGGUGCUACAUAUGAUAUGCAACGGCGUUCGGGGAAUAUUUUACCACCUCCAGCAGAUGACUACUCUAAUAACAGCACUUCAUGGGCAAAACCUAUUAGUAAAAGUACUACAAAUGAUUCCACAAUCAGUAUGAAAGGUUCCCCACCAAAUAGUAGUUCUGGGAGAUCGGUAGCUCUUCCUGCAGCAGCCUCAUGGGGAACACGUGCUUCAAAUAGUCAGAGUCUUGCUGCAAAUCUAGUGAGUUCCAAUGGAUCUUCGAAGCAAAAGGUGGACACCUCUACCACACCGUCAUUUUCAACGGCAAUGGUGAGCCCUUCAUCACAUGGCAAUGAGAUGCUGAAGAAGCAUUGCGAAGAAAGCCCAACUGCUGAUGGGAAAGAUAAGCUGGAACAUCCAGAAUGUGCAAAAGAGGUUGUGGGCUCAGACCAGAGAAACAUGGUGUCCGAUAUACCUGCAUCAACCUUAAGCAGCGAUCUUUAUACAGCUUCUCCAACUGAUAAAACUGAAUCUAUUAGUACAGUACCCAACUUCUCAAGAUCAUCAGAGAUUUACAGGCAAUCCUCUGAAGUUGCUCCAUAUAAGGACCUGGAUGUUUCUGAUGAAGGAAGUAUCUACAAUUUAUCCUCUGACAUGUCAUCACUCAGCAUUAGUAGGAACCAUGGAUCACAACCAUGUGAUGCUGAGAAACCAUCAGAAUCUCUGGCAUUAAAUAAAGCAAAGAAGGCUGCCAAUCCUACCAUGGAUAUUUGUGAUACAAGAGAACAGUCUUGUUUAAUGCCUGAUUUGCRGAAUAAAGUGCAAGAAGUUGCAAUUAGUGAAGCUGAAGCAGAUCUGUUAUCUUUUAAUGAUCAGAGGCUCAGGGAUCCAGAAGUUGUUACCCAGACAGGCUAUGUACAGAAUGUUCCUCAGUCAUCUCAUUUGAAUAAUUCUAUGGGUUAUUCUCCUCGGCAGCGGUAUGUCUCAGUUAAUGGUAGUUUAGAUCGACCAUUUGUGAAUCAAAACCUUGAGAAAGGUUCCCUUCCAAAUACCUUUAAUAUGCCAGUAGUCAACGGACACUCUUCCAAUCUAGAUGGUGAUUCUCUGUUUGAAGGCUCAAAUGGGCAUUCUUAUUUUCCUGCUACCGAAGGGAGUAGGAAGCAAAUGGGAAUUUUUGAUAAUACAGCAGAAGUGAAGGGGGAUCAUAAUACUGCCUUAGAUUUAGGAGAAAACAGUAUAAUAUCUAAUAUUCUGUCGAUGGAUUUUGACCCUUGGGAUGAGUCAUUAACUUCACCUCAGAACUUGGCUAAAUUAUUGGGCGACGGUGAUAAACAACAGGGAUCUCAUAGAGUUUCUGGUUCUAGGAAAACACAGAACUGCAAUCAGUCAAGGUUCUCUUUUGCAAGAGAGGAUGAUUGCAUAGAUCAAGGAUCUAAUAUCACACCAACAUUUAGUGAUUUUGGACAUGGUUUCAAUCGUCAGAAUGUCAGCCGUGAUUUUGUCAGUAACACAGAUGUUUAUCAGGGCCAGCUUAGUGAUGCUAAUGGUUUCUCUUCUUUUAGUUUUGAGGAAUCUGAUCGUACUACUAGCAAUCAUACUUAUAUGUCUUCCAAUAAGAUUUCAGUUCACCCGUCUACUUUUGGGCAAUAUGACACAGUUUCAAGAUCCCAAAUUUCUGCUCCUCCUGGAUUUUUGGGUCCUAGCAGAGCGCCACCUCCAGGCUUCACUUCUAAUGAGAGGAUAGAACAGACUUACGACAAUCUAUCUGGGAAUCAUAUGUAUGAGACUUCGUCCUUAAUGAGAAAAAUGCAUCAAACACCAGCUCCUGUAUAUAAUGGUGGCGUUGGUGACCUUGACUUUAUGGAUCCUGCAAUUUUGGCGGUUGGUGGUAGGGUUCCUGGUGGGAUCAGUAGCCCUGGCUUAGACAUGCGAUCGAACUUCCCUUCACAACAUACAUCUUUUGAAAAUGAUAACAGACUUCGACUUUUGGUGCAAAGAUCUUUCUCCCCACAAAACCAGAGAUUUUCUGAGCUAGGAGGAGAUAAUUUUGGCCAGCGAACAGAUGCUUAUGGAGUUCCUUCUCGAUCCCCAUAUCAGCAGCAGGCUAGUUUCCAACAGCCAAGGAGUUCUCUGAUGUCUAACGUCCAUUGGGAUGGUUGGAAUGAAGUUCAGAGUGGAAAUGAUAUUGCAAUGGCAGAGCUUCUCAGAAAUGAGAGACUGGGUUUCAACAAAUAUUAUUCGGGUUACGAAGAUUCAAAGUUCCGGCUACCAAGUUCUGGUGAUCUGUAUAACAGAACAUUUGGAAUUUGAUGUUGGGCCGGUUGGUAAUUCUGAACGAUCGUGGGUUUGCACCACCCAGAAAUGGUAUGAUGGCCGACUCUUGAAUGAUCUUGGCUGGAAGGUUGCAGAUUGAUGAUAGAUUGUAACCUUCUGAAACAGGGCUUCCAGAUAUCUGCAGGCAAAGCAAAGUUUUAUGGAGAUUGAAGACCUUGUUUCAGAAGUGGAAUGAAAGUUGGAGGAUAUUAUAUGAUGUUGUACAUAAAGCAGCAUCAAUUAUCUGGAAAAUAAUCAAUUAUGAGCGUGAAGAGAAAGCAUGGUUGACAGUUGGUGGUAAAGGGGUUUUUUUUUACUCGUUUCAUUCUUUGUUGUGUGAUUAAUGUAACUAUAUUCUCACUCUCUUAACAUAUAUACUUGGCUAAUUUUCAUACAUGAAUUUUCAAGUGAAUACAUAUACGCAUAUACCUUUUAUUUUC